Molecule: messenger RNA, 2538 nt
Organism: Rhizophagus irregularis DAOM 181602=DAOM 197198
Lineage: Eukaryota; Fungi; Glomeromycota; Glomeromycetes; Glomerales; Glomeraceae
Source: RefSeq, a predicted model, not a curated record
AUGUCUGACACGCAGUUUCUUAUUGGUACUUUCUGUAGAAGGCCAACAUUAGGAAAUUUGGGAAGACAAAUUCGUGUUCGUUCCAAUUUCUUUGAAGUUCUCGCUUUGCCAACACAAAAUAUUAUUCAUUAUGACGUCACAAUUACUCCCGAUGUACCUCCCGCGCUCAAUAGAAAGAUAUUUGGAGAAUUUGAAAGGAUUAGUCGUGAAGGACCGUUGAAUGGAAUUAGACCCGUCUUUGAUGGGAGAAAGAAUAUUUUCGCUCCACGAAGCUUCCCAUUUGGAGAUACGGCUACAUUUAACGUUACUCUUCCUGAAGAUGAAACAAUUCCUAGUAAACGUACUCCAAGGACUUUUAAGAUCAAAAUCAAGAAAGCUGGAGAAAUUUACAUGGAUGAACUUCAUCGGUUUCUUCAAGGAAAACAUCCUAUGACAUCAAAUUGUUUAACAGCGACUAUGGCACUUGAUGUGUUAAUUCGUCAUCUCCCUUCAAUGCGACAUGUUACGGUUGGGCGUUCUUUUUUUACUAAUGCUGGAGCCGAACCUCUUUUUGGAGGUGCUGAAGUCUGGCAGGGAUAUUAUCAAUCGGCACGUCCUGCUCAAGAAAAAAUGCUAAUCAAUGUUGAUCUGAGUGCAACUGCGUUUUAUGAAUCGGGACCUCUUAUACAAAUGGUAACUAAAAUUUUAGGCCGUAGAAACCCUGAUGACCUUCGUCGAGGAUUUAGUGAUAAAGAUCGUAUCAAAGUUGAAAAAACAUUAAAGAAUCUUAAAAUUCGUGUCACACACCGUGGAGAAGCAACUUCCAAACGUAAUUUCAAAAUCAUUAAGCUUACUCCAACACCUGCAUCUCAAACAAUGUUUGAUGCUGGCAAUGGUGUUACUACAGAUGUUGCAGAUUAUUUUGCAAGACAAUACGGUCGACGUUUAUCCUACUCACAUCUUCCUUGUGUAACAGUUCAAAAGAAUAUUUAUCUUCCACUUGAAGUUUGCGAAGUCGUUGAAGGUCAACGUCACAUCCGCAAAUUAAAUGAAAAACAGACCGCUGAUAUGAUCAAAUUCACUUGUCAGUCACCUCAUUUACGUGCAAAUAAGAUUAAACAAGGCGUUGAUAUUCUGAAUUAUCGUAAGAAUGAGUAUCUUAAACAAUUUGGUUUAGAAGUCGCAAGCGAAAUGAUUGUAAUUCAAGCACGUGUCCUCCCCGUACCAACUUUACAAUAUCAUCCGUCUUCGCGUGAACAUAGUUUUCAACCACGUGAAGGAUCCUGGAAUUUAAGAGAUAAGAAAGUGGCACAAGGCGCUGUCCUUGGUUCGUGGGCAAUUGUUGCAUUUGGAUCAGAACGCGAUCUUCCAACACAAUCUAUUCAAGCAUUCAUACGUGAGCUAGUAAUCACUUGUCAAGAUAAUGGAAUGAGUAUUCCGAAUAGAACACCUCCUAUUAUGCAUACAAAUUCUCAAGGUGAUAUUGAGGGCACCCUAAAGACUGCAUGGCUUCAUGCAGGAAACGCCGCUAAAGCUCAACCACAAUUAAUUGUUUGUGUUCUUCCAAACACCGGUGUUCCUCUUUAUGCUGAAAUUAAACGCGUCACUGAUACUGUUAUUGGUGUUGCAAGUCAAUGCGUACAAAGCCGACACAUGAUGCAGGCAAAAAAACAGUAUUGUGCAAAUUUGUGUCUUAAAAUCAACGUAAAACUCGGUGGAAUGAAUUCAUUCAUAAGUCCUAGUCAAAUUCCUUUCAUCUCCGAUAAACCUACUAUUCUUAUGGGCGCUGAUAUUUCGCAUCCAUCUCCUGGUGAACCUUCUCGACCUUCAAUUGCAGCUCUUUGCGCUUCCAUGGAUGCUAAGGCAUCAAGAUAUUCGGCAUCUAUUAGAGUUCAAACGGGUCGUACAGAAAUUAUUGCGGACUUGGCUAAUAUGACCAAGGAACUUUUAAAAACAUUCUACCAAACUUGCGGAAGAAAGCCAGAGAGAAUUCUCUUUUAUCGCGAUGGCGUUUCUGAAGGACAAUUUGAUCAAGUGCUCAAUGGAGAAAUUAAAGCAGUUAGAGCUGCAUGUAUGUCUCUUGAGGAAUCAUACAAGCCAUCCAUCACUUUUGUGGUUGUUCAGAAGCGACAUCAUACUCGCUUCUUCCCCUUGGACAAACGCGACUCUGAUAGAACUGGAAAUUGCCUUCCUGGGACUGUAAUCGAAUCCGGAAUCACUCAUCCUUAUGAAUUUGAUUUUUAUCUUCAAAGCCAUGCUGGAUUACAAGGAACAUCUAGACCAACUCAUUAUCAUGUCCUAUUUGAUGAAAAUACUUUCACAUCUGAUGGGCUCCAAGCACUUUCAUACAAUUUGUGUUAUGUCUAUGCGCGUUGUACACGCGCCGUUUCUUUGGUUCCUCCUGUAUAUUAUGCUCACAUCGUAUGUCGACGAGCACGAUUCCACGCGAGAGACCAACAUUGGAGUGAUACAGAAUCUGGCAGUGAAGGAGAUCAAGGAACCGCAUCAAUUUUUGGAGUAGUCAAACCUGAAUUACAAAGAGUCAUGUAUUUUAUGUGA